UGUUGGUGACAGCCGCCAGGCGAAAUGAGCUACACCCCCUCCACAUCUAACUGAUAGGGAGAAGACAUUACGGGACGUUUUCAUGGGCAUACAGCCUUCUGCUCACUGACGGCACGGUUUCCAACAUUUAGCUGGCCCCGUCGCCAAUCGAGCAUUUACUCUUGGAGUUUUUCCAGUCAACGUACGUUACGUUAGCUUCGGCGUUUAAACAGUGGCACCGAAGCUCGUACGACACCACAACCGCGUCGCCUGUCAAGAUAGUAUUAACACUCGGAGAAGAUGGGUGACAUCAAGCCGUCGACAUCUCCUGCUUUCCAGUCGGAGAGCUUCAGUCCACCAUACAGGAAGAGGAAAAGGACAGUGGAAGAUUUCAACCAGUUUUGCACAUUUGUCUUGGCCUAUGCUGGUUACAUCCCUUACCCACAAGAGAACUCUUCACUGCGCAGUACUUCCAGCCCUCCCAAUAGCACCGGAAGCACAGUUGAUAGCGAUGGCUGGACUCCGGGGCCAUCGCCAUCUUGUCCCCAACACCCCUUCAUGGUCCCCCUGGACAGGAGCAGAAGCCAUCCACAGAUGGGGGCCACACUGUCCAGUCACAUCAAGAAAGAUCACACAUUCACCAGCUUGCAUCCAGAGGAUCGUCGGAAAGCCGAGAAGCUGAAGAAGAAAAAGAGGAGAAAGGAGAGGGAGCUCCAGGCCGGCGAAGAACACGGGCAACCUAACUUGCCUCCUCCGUUGCCCUUUGGCGACUUGCCUAUAAAAGAGGAGCCGGAAGACGACAUCAGCAUUCCGCUCCACCCUCAACGCGUCACCAGUCCGUCCCCGUGCAAAGAGGAGCAACAGGAAGAGCGCAGGCAGUGGGAUGGACGAGACCUGGAAGAAGGGGUAGUCAAGGUCCAGAAAGUGGAAGGCCUUUCUGGAAGCAGAACGGUGUUCCGCCAGGGCAAGCAGGUGGUGUUCCGAGAUGAAGAUGGCUUGGGAGAGGAUGAGGAUAUCAUGGUGGACUCAGACGACGACUCAUGGGACCUGGUGACGUGUUUCUGCAUGAAGCCGUUCGCCGGCCGCGCCAUGAUCGAAUGCAACAAAUGCCACACCUGGAUCCACCUGUCGUGCGCCAAAAUCCGCAAAAGCCACGUGCCCGAAACGUACGUGUGCCAGAGCUGCCGAGAAAAUGACGGACCCGCAACCGCAGGAGCCGACGCCCGCCGCUCCCACCGCCCUCGCAUUGGCCCGCGUAAACACCUGCUAGAAUAACUUCCAAACGCCCUCCUGAAGAUUUUCUAAGAACACUUGUGGACCUUUAGCAAGCUCUCCUAUACCCCCACUUGGGGUUACCUUAGCUCUGCCGAUGUGUACUUGUGCUUCCCUACAGACUCUCCGCGUAAGGCAAUCACUGAAUGAUACACUACUCAGAAAAAGUUAGGGCUACCUGGACUUUUGUUGGAGUUUCAGGAUGUGCCUACAAUUACUAGAACGUUGACAGGGGAACCAAAUUCGACCUUCUGUGCAAUUGUGAAUGCAGUCUAACAUCACCGAUUUUGCCUUUCAGCUUCUUAGCGAACGACGAGUCCUGCCGAAAGUACCGAACCAUGUGAACAGUUAGACGAGCAUUCAAACGUUUUGACGUAAAAUGAAGCUCACCUGUCAAGGUUAUGGUACAUUUUAGCGCCACCUGAAAAUUUCAUCCCUAACUUUUUGACUAGUGUCUGUGGAUGACUAGCAUAGCAGCCAACGGCUACAGUUGAGACUGUAGCGACUUGCGAACACUGGAAACUGCUAUCUCGAGUCCCUCUACAAACUGCCACCCUCUCUGGUGCAUGCUGGGAUGUGUCGGAAAGAAACGUUUGCACUUUUUCUCACUUUAAAACAAACCUUUUGACCCUUUUGGCAAACAGGUAUGUUCAGAUGUGACUCGAUUUGAUUUCUUUCCCCAAGCGGCUUCUUGUUGGUAUGAAACCCAAGUGGCCGUUUUGAAGGAGAAAACAAGUAAAGCCUGCUUCAGAUGGUGCUAUAGUAUUAAUCUGAUAAUUCAAUAGACUAGAGCGAAGAUCUAGACUACAUCUGCUUCUUCUGUCCCUUUUGUUAUUUAAGUCCAUUGUGGACACACAGAAGCCCAGAGAGGUGGUUAUUCUUUCUUUCUCAAGCUGUCUUCCAAUUUCGGAUGCUGUGUGUAUCGAAGGUUAGGGCGAUAUUGUUCACUUCCUUCCCUCCUACACUUGACUUAAUUUCCACUGGUCAAGGAUUGUCGUUCAUAAGUAUUUUACCUUAUCAGUUCAGCUGUUUCAUUUUUAAGCUUCUUGCGUCAAAUAUAUUUAUGGAAGGGAGUGAAGGCCGUUCCGUUCAGUGCUUCUGCAGGAAAUGUCAUGGUUAGUUGACUGGAAUAGUGUAGAGAGUCUCUCAAGAGUGUAUGUGAGUGUGUUUGAGGGAGGAGGGGGGUGGAGGACAAUGCAUGUGCUGCUAUGAACAUAUCUAAUUUCUGGUCUUUUAUUGUAAGAUGCUCAUCUGCAAAUGAAAUAAGCUCUGGUGUCUCAUCACUUCAUAAAACUUCACAGCAGUAUUCACGUACUUUCACCCUCUGCAGCGUUACUGGGAAAUUGCUUUUUUUUUUUUUUUAAUCCAGGCACUUUUCUCUUUAAACUCGCUGCCAUUCAGAUGAACUGUUUCAGCAUAUGUGCCAUGGACCUGUUUUGUGUCAGUUCAAGAAAAGCCAUACUCCAGCGUAGAGUGACAUGAAAGACUCUGAGACACCGUUUUUAUCCUAGGAUGGGGUUUUACAACACACAGUCGCAGCAGACUUUGACCAGAGGAUAUUUGUGCGGUUGGCAGGCUGAUGCCUUCUGCUGCUGUGUUGCCAAUAAUCAGCCCAGUUGGGAUGUUUCCUAAAUGACAAGCACUGUUAUGUCUUUGAGAGCCCUCUUUUUUUUGAAGAUCACUUAGAUGUAUAAGUACUAUUAACAGUGGUCCGUGUGAUAAAAGUUGGUUUAUUCUGAUGGGUUGAGUUUGUCCUCUCUCUCCCCUUUGAGAAUGUGUUAUUGUGUACUGUGUGGUGAAAACUGUUUCUAUGAAACUAAUGUAAAGUAUUGUAAAUAAAGAUUGACCAUUUUA
Syngnathus acus (greater pipefish) is the source of this 3105-nucleotide messenger RNA. RefSeq names its product PHD finger protein 13 (gene phf13). The coding region runs from base 280 to 1254 and encodes 324 amino acids. The transcript has 5 exons. Gene Ontology annotation, molecular function: chromatin binding. Lineage: Eukaryota; Metazoa; Chordata; Actinopteri; Syngnathiformes; Syngnathidae. Gene Ontology annotation, biological process: mitotic chromosome condensation. The record is from RefSeq and is a predicted model, not a curated record.